Python bivittatus (Burmese python) is the source of this 1525-nucleotide messenger RNA. NCBI's taxonomy places the organism in Eukaryota, Metazoa, Chordata, Lepidosauria, Squamata, Pythonidae. The record is from RefSeq and is a predicted model, not a curated record.
GCGGGAAGGGCCUCGGAGGCGGCGGCCGAAGGGCCUCCUCCAGCGGGGCGGCGGUUGCAACGGUGCCUCUUGACUCCCGCAGGACUGAAGGACAUGAGGAGGAGCCUGCGAGCCGUGGACUGCCUGCUGGAAGUGCACGAUGCCCGUAUUCCACUUUCCGGCCGGAAUCCUAUGUUGCACGAAGUCCUGGGCAUCCGUCCACAUUUGUUAGUGUUGAAUAAAAUGGAUCUGGCAGAUCUCACCCACAAGUCAAGAAUUCUGAAACUCUUGGAACAGCAAGGUUUGCAACACGUUCUCUUCACAGAAUGCCUAAAAGAUGAAAAUAUCAAGAAGCUUGUUCCCAUUCUCACAGCACUGAUCAAAAACAGUCAGCGUUACCAGAGGGCAGAGAAUGUGGAAAAUAGCAUCAUGGUAAUUGGUGUGCCAAAUGUGGGGAAAUCAUCAAUCAUCAAUUCAGUGAGAAAGCUACACCUCAAAAAAGGAAAAGCCUCCCCAGUUGGUGCGGCACCAGGUAUAACCAGAGCCGUUCUCACCAGGAUCCAGGUGUCUGAAAAACCCCUCAUGUACUUACUGGAUACUCCUGGGGUGCUGUCUCCCCAAAUUAAGUCUGUCGAGACGGGGCUGAAGCUAGCAUUAUGUGGAGCAAUUCACGAUCACCUAGUCGGAGUGGAUGUCAUUGCUGAUUAUCUUCUCUAUGUACUGAACCAGCAGCAACAAUUCAGUUAUGUGGAGCGCUACGGGCUGAGUGGCCCCUGUGAUGAUGUGGAGAGCGUACUCAAAAGCAUAGCACUGCAUUUGGGCAAGGUUCAAAAAAUCCAGGUUCUGACGGGCACAGGAAAUGUGACAGUGUCAGCACCUAAUUACAAUGCAGCCGCCUGUGAAUUUAUCCACACAUUCCGCAAAGGGCUUCUAGGGAAGGUAAUGCUCGAUCAAGUUAAUUAGAUCUUUGUGUGGCAUCACUCUGAAGUUUUCUUUUGAAACGUUCUCGGGAUGUAUCUGGAGCAGGAGGACCAACACUGUGUGCUUAAGAAAGAUACCAGCGUGACCUUAUCAAUAACUCUGGGCUAUAUGUAGUCACUGUCAACUUCCUGUGCUCCUUUGUGAAGUAGUUUGGUUUCUUCAGAAGCUCAGAUAGGUUGGGCCUAGCAAUAUAAAAGUGGAUAUUACAGAUUGUCCUUUUUGGGACAUGGAUUUAUGCAAACUCCCUUGAAAUAGUUUGCCCUGGGGCUUUUUUUGUGGCUAUUCCUGGAACAUUUCACAUCUUCUUUCCAAUCCUCAGUGCUGUAUGAUUAGGUGAUUGGUACCAGCUUUUCUUUGAUGACAGUAAUAGCUAGAGACAUCUAUUGUUUACCUCCUAUUUAAAAAAAAACGUGGAGGAAGAUUGUACUGCUUUGUAAUUUGUUCAUACAACGUAAGAUGUGGUUAACAAAUGCUGCUGUUUUAAAAUAAAAUUAAUACAUUGUCCCAAGUUAAAUGAUUGCCAUCCCAUGUGUCCCAUAUUUUUGGCUUCCCUUGUGGUAUUAUG